Messenger RNA from Pocillopora verrucosa, 2606 nucleotides. RefSeq names its product arylsulfatase B-like. NCBI's taxonomy places the organism in Eukaryota, Metazoa, Cnidaria, Anthozoa, Scleractinia, Pocilloporidae. The record is from RefSeq and is a predicted model, not a curated record.
UGAAGAAUUGAUAAUUGGGAUUAAUUUUAACUCUUUCAACUAUUUUCCUUCCAAUCUCUUCCUCAGAUGAUAAAGAAAGCAAGAUAAAUCUAUUGAAUUGGACUCCAUAUUACUGAUAUUAGGAUAACGACGCGUUGGAACUUAAGUCCGCUAGAAGUGUUAGCCAGCUUUUUACAUACCUUCUACAGUGAUACUUUCUUUCCGUUAACUUAAAUUUCUCCCGACAGCUUCCAUCAGCACAGUGAGUACGUUCUAAACUGUUCACCCAAUGUGCCCAAGACUUUCCGCCUUCGGCAUUGGUUCCUCGUGCUCGUUCAAAAGAUAACUUACCGUGCAACUCAGAUCCUUCCAUUGGGCAUUAAGAGACUUUGAUCCAUAAUAAUUAGAACUUUUGUGGGCCAUGAUGCUAUAGGAGAGACAAAGACAGUUGUAACACAGCUAUCUGCGAUGCUUAGAUUAAAUAACGUCAUUUGAAGACUAAAAGGAGAUGGCGUGACAUAGCGUGACAACUCAACCAAUUUUGGUAUUCUUCAGCGACAAUAAUGUCUGCCGUGAGCUUUUUUAUUUUCCUUGCUUCGACGAUUCUCCACAUAUUCGUCACCUCCGCUGCAUCUAGACCUAACAUUUUAUUUGUUUUGGUGGAUGAUCUUGGAUGGAGUGAUGUAGGCUUCCAUGGUUCGAAAAUUCAAACCCCAAAUGUUGACAAGUUAGCUAAAGAAGGAGUAAUUCUGGAUAGUUACUACGUCCAACCAAUUUGCUCUCCAACCAGAGGAGCAUUGAUGUCUGGAAGAUACCCGAUUCACCUUGGAAUGCAGCAUGGAAUUGUUCAUACUGGGUGUCCGUUUGGUCUGCCGUUAAAUAUCACUACACUACCACAAAAGCUAAAGGAAGUUGGAUAUAGCACCCACAUGAUAGGCAAGUGGCAUCUUGGUUUCUACAACUGGGACAGUACUCCUACCUACAGAGGCUUUGAUACCUUUUAUGGAUUUUACAAUGGUGCAGAGGAUCAUUACACGCAUGUCCUUAGUCAUUUUCUUGAUUUCAGAGACAACAAAGAAAUUGUUAGGGAUAUGAAUGAGACAUACUCUAUUAAUGCUUUUACAAAGCGAGCUGAGCAUAUUGUCAAAUCACAUGAUGCAUCAAAUGGUCCUAUUUUCCUUUACAUGGCAUUCCAAAAUGUCCACUCUCCAGUCCAAGCUCCUAAGCAACAUGUAGAUAAGUACUCCUUUAUAAACGACACAACAAGACGGACUUAUGCUGGGAUGGUGGAUAUCAUGGAUGAAGCAGUUGGUAAUAUAACAGGUGCUUUUAAAGAGGCAGGGUUAUGGGAUAACACCUUAAUGAUCUUCAGUACUGACAAUGGAGGGGUGCCAAAAAAUGGUGGAUAUGACUACCCCCUGAGAGGACGUAAGGACACUCUGUGGGAAGGAGGAAUCAGAGGGGUGGGGUUCGUUCACGGAAAAAUGCUGUCUAGGAGUGGGGUGAAAUCUACUGGGCUGAUUCAUGUGACUGACUGGUACCCAACAUUGGUUAAUCUUGCUGGUGGUCAUCUUAAUCACGAAGAUCAGCCCCUCGACGGUUAUGACGUUUGGAAAACCAUUUCAAAUGGCGAGGCCUCUCCACGUACAGAGAUUCUUCACAAUAUAGACAGUCCCUCUUUCCCCGACAAUGAACUCGGUUUUGCGUAUCAAGGCAUUGGUCUUCGUGUAGGAGACAUGAAACUUCUGAUGGGAGUUCCCAAUAUCUCGUACUUCAUCCCUCCGGAAGAGAAGAAUUUUUCUGAAGUGGACUCGCUGACCGACUUGCUACAGGAUUUGAAUGAUCCCCCGGUUCCAACCAUCAAUGUUGCGCUGUACAACGUCACCGCUGACCCGUAUGAGAAGAAUGACCUCAGCAAAAAAUGCCCAGAUAAGCUGAAGGAACUUCAAGAUCGAUUGGAGUAUUACAUGAAGGGUUUAGUGCCGCCUGCUAACAAGCCAAGUGACCCAAAGGCAAGGAGAGUAGCGAGGGAGAAUGGGGCUUGGACUCCAUGGAUGUGAAAAGUCAAGCAAAUGGAACGACAAGCACUAAUAAUUAUGUACACGAUCCUUACUCUGAACACAAUAAUUUUCAGUGCUCGAAGCAGAAGCGAGGCUUGAUUUACAAACAAUCAUUUGAUAAAAGUAAAUUUGCAUAAAAUUUUUACGUGAAAAAAAACCCUUUAUUAUUUCACUAAGGAAUUUCAUUAAGGUUCUCUUUAGAGGUUGGUCCAAUUUUCGUAGAGCAUAGUCUAUUGAUCAGUGUACUUGUAAUUCGGCCAAUAGCACAUAAAACACCAACUUGAAUUGACAAUUGUAAAGAUGAGUUUUCUUUGACUAAGCUUCUUAUGUCAAAUAAAAUAUAGCAGUUUUCAAAUUGCUUAAGAAUCCAGCAUUCAGCAAGAGGGACAAAACAAGACUAGAGGAAGGGAGGGGAGGCAAGGAGAAAAUAAAAGACUAAACCGUUCAUGUAUGGUGCUGUUUUUUUGUGAAUUUUCUUACUGAUUGUUUAUUGGUUAAGUUUAACCUCAGAAGAACUAGAGAACAGUUUUGAUGUAAAAUAAACUGUUUAUUGGUCAUGUUUACAGA